AUGAAGGGGAAAGGAACGAAAAGGGAAACUUCAUCCUCCAAUUUGGAUUCCCAGGAACCAAGAAUGGACAUCAAGUCCAUCCUGAAAGAUAUUGAAUUUUUGGGUUCCUCACACAUGACAUGGAAACAGAAAAGGGACUUGGAGAAUAAGAAGGUAGUGUCACUCGGUGGAAAGCCUCCAAAGAAACAGAGGUUACCUCUUAGUGUUGCUAGAGUUUCAAUGAUGUCACGACCGCCCUUUAGGAGAGCUAUACUUGGAAGGUUUGGAGCCUACAGUAGCAGUAGUUCCCAGAAGGUGCCAGAGAGGAAACCAGCAAAGGACAAAAUUCUGAAGUCGAUGCAAGGCGAUUCCAGAAACGGGGUUCUCAACGUCGGGCAUCUGGACCCUCUGGAGGAAGUGACGGAAGACUGUCUUCCAUUAAUAUCUGCACAGCAGUAUGCUUCUCGCAAUGAAAUGCUAAUGUCACUUAUUAUUGCUUGGUCUCCAAUUGUGGAGACAUCUGGAAACGAUGUGGCUUUUCCUUCUAGCUCUUCUAAUUGCUGCUCAAUUCUUGCUGUUGGUGGAAAGUGCGGUAAAAUUUCUUCGUGGAGUGUUCGUGCACCUGAGUGCUAUUCUACUGAUAAUGCUGGGCACGCGAGUGAGGUUCGACUUGUUGGCCUUGUGAAGGCACAUGAUAGCUGGAUUGCAGCAAUUAGUUGGGUUAGAUAUGGGUCUAACGAUUCAAAGACCCAGUUUGCAUUGGCUAAUGGGAGUUCUAAUGGUAGUUUGAAGAUCUGGCUGGUAAAUGGUGAAAAAUUACUCAAGGCGUCUGAAGUUAUCAACGAUUCAUUAUCAUUGUUGAGGGAGGUUGCGACUGUUGAUUCUUCUAUGAUAUCUGUACUUUCACUUACUGUGCCCGCUCGAUCACCAACGAAAUUGUUCUUGGCUAUUGGUAAAAGUUCCGGAUCCUUUGAAUUGUGUACCCUUGACACAUCUACUGGCAAAUUUGACAAUAUUGGCUGUUAUAAUGCACAUGACAGCACAGUUUCUGGUUUAGCUUGGGCGUUUGAUGGACGUUGUUUGUACAGUUGUAGUCAGAAUAACUCCUUGAAGAGCUGAAUUUUCGUUGGAGAUUCUCUGUCUGAGGUGCCACUUCCCCAAAGCUGUCCUGGUUUGAUGAGCUCCACAGAUGAAGCAGUGGCUUUUGCAAAAUGUGAAAGACGAAUACAUAUUCCCUGCAGCAGAAAUUAGAGAGAUUAAGAAGAGGUAUGACAUUUCUACUAGUUCGACUGUUUAAUUCUUAAUGUUUGCUGCAUCUCCACUCCCCAUUAUUUUCAUUGGAUGCUGUUUAUCACAAAUUUAUGUUAUUCAACGUAUGCUGUUUGAAUAAGGCUAAGCAUUGUGCCAUUCGCUCAACUGAGUACGCAACUUUCUCUCCAGGUUCUACCAACUAAGCCCUCCUGGUAUUGUAUGUGUUGCCACAGACGGGCUUCAAAGAUGGCGCCCACCAUUGUGUUCGCCUUGCCCUGGUAUCGUUCUGAUUUCAAGUCUUUCGUAGAGUCUCCUACUCACAAGCAUACUUCGACACCAUGUUGUCCCUUCUGCGGUAUACUUCUACAUAGAUCGCAACCGCAAUAUUUUCUGUCACCUUCCCCAGUUUAAACCAGAUUCUUCCUAUCUUCCAAUUGCAAUGCUUUGCUUAUAGAAGUAUGAUGUUGAUUUAUGGAAAAUGAAAACAUUGAUGGGAUCAAAGUUGAGAAUAUGCUGCUAAUGUCACAUUCAUAGGUUGUACAAGUCAUGGAAGAAACAGUUGAAUACAUUAUGUACAGUAUGCAGACUUUAAUGAUUAGUAAAUUAUGAUUACUGCAAGGAAAAACAAUGUUGCAUUUUC
Molecule: messenger RNA, 1870 nt
Organism: Salvia splendens (bonfire salvia)
Lineage: Eukaryota; Viridiplantae; Streptophyta; Magnoliopsida; Lamiales; Lamiaceae
Exons: 9
Coding region: 1-1098 (365 amino acids)
Biological process (GO): transcription initiation at RNA polymerase III promoter
Cellular component (GO): transcription factor TFIIIC complex
Molecular function (GO): protein binding; histone acetyltransferase activity
Source: RefSeq, a predicted model, not a curated record